This is a messenger RNA of Ambispora gerdemannii, 2349 nucleotides long. NCBI's taxonomy places the organism in Eukaryota, Fungi, Glomeromycota, Glomeromycetes, Archaeosporales, Ambisporaceae. The record is from the annotation of a GenBank genome assembly.
AUGGCUGAGAUAGGAGACUAUAUCUUCGCAAAUGCAAGCUUCAAUGUUGAUUUCGAGCGGAACUGGGAAGCUGCUAUCAGGACUCUUAAUGGAGACGCACCAGCCUUACAAGGGCUACGUCAAAAGACAAAGGCUUAUUCCAUUGUAAAAAGUUGGAUGGAUCCUGCACAAUUUUCAGAAAUUAAACUUGAUGUUCCACAAGAAGUAAGCGAUAGUAUGAACUUGAUACGCGAUACACCUUUGGCGCAACGAUUGAUUGAAUGGUACUUGGAUGCUGUAUGUGAUGAUUUUUCUAUGACAUUCAAAAACAAACUACAAGAAUGGCGUUAUAGAUUUAUGAAUUGGAAUCAAGAAGUCGAAGAAGAACCUUUAACAGAAUGGGUCUGCAAGUCCACCGAAACCAUGCUCUUGUACCAACUAAGAUAUCACACAAUGCUGUAUUCUUCGUUGCAAGACAAGUCACAACUUUAUUCGACUGUUCCGUCGUCUUUCAAAGAAAUGACAAAGAUCGUCUAUCGAACCAAUUAUAAGAAAUUUGAAAAACUCCGAAAACAAAAUCAUAAUCUCCUGGAAACAUUUCUCCCGGUGUCAAUCAAACAUAAUGGUCUCAAUGAGAACGAGCUAUUCACGUGGAAAUCCAACGAUGAUUUAAACUCGAUAUACCUAGCGCAAGAAAACCGCGUUGAAUCAAAAGACGAUAAUACGAUCAACAAUAUUAUUACAGAAGAUACAGACCCAAUAGCCAUCGAUAAACCAAUGCUAGAAGAAGGUGACACAGAGAGAGAAGAGGGUGAGGAGGACGAAGAAUUAUCGAAUGCCGACGCAGAAGAGGAGGAAUCAUCAGUUUCCGCAAGUGCACAACUUCGUGCCUUCUCCAAUUUAUGUAGUGAAUUAGAUUCACUUGAUUUGCUUUAUCGGACAAAGGAUAUCCUCGAAGAGAUGCUCUGUGAACAGAUAGAGCUACGGAUUGAAAAAACUUGUAAAAAGAAUUAUUAUAAGCCUCAAUUGCGUAGAUCUACUAGGUGGCUUUACUCUUCGUUGUAUCGCUGGCUGCAGAUUGUCAUGCCGCCCGAGUCAAUGGCAUUCAGUGAUACCUCGAGCGAAAAAAUGGCAAUGUGGUCUCAUCGUUUAAAUUAUCACUUUUGCAUGGUAUUCUGUGAUCUUAGAAUAAAAGAAUUGUUUGAAUUGAUUGUUGAUUUUCCAGAAUCUAAACCUGCAAUUGAUGACUUAUUAUUAUGUAUGAAAAAAUUGGAACAAGAUCACCGACAUCGUCUCGUGCAGUCGCUACAUACAUCAUUUAAAAAACGAUUGCUUAUUCCUGGAGCGACCACCACGGAUAUCUUAAAAACGUAUAUUUCAACAAUAAAAUGUCUUCGAAUACUGGAUCCGCCUGGAGUGCUCUUGGAAAAAGUCACAAGCUCGAUUCGCUCUUAUUUGAGGUCUCGAAAUGACACAGUGCGAUGUCUAGUCUCGUGUUGGAUGGACGACAAAAACCCAAAUAGCGAAUUGAUUGAAGAACUAGGCAGAGCAACGAUCCCCGUUUCCGAAGAUGAAGAAGAAAAUUCGGAAUUUGACAAUGAUAAUUGGAUGAAUUGGGUUCCCGAUCCGAUAGAUGCGGGUCCAAAUUACAAGUCCACAAUACAUCGAUCAGCCGAUAUUACAAAUAUCCUAAUAAAUAUAUUUGAUAACACGGAUGAGAUAAUUGAAGAGAUUCAAAAGCAAAUGGCUCCUCGUUUAUUAUCUAUUACCGACUACGACACGACCAAAGAGGUAGCAAAACUCGAGCUAUUCAAGCUUCGAUUCCAAGAAUCCAAGAUGGCUCAUACAGAAGUUAUGAUAAAAGAUAUUGCUGAUUCGAAGCGGAUGGAUAAUCUAGUGCAUACGUCUGGAUACCUUGCUCCGCGAAUGCUUAACGGAAAUGACGAUGAUGAUGGGAAUCAGAAGGAAGAAGCUCCACUUCAUGCUCAUAUUAUUUCCAAAUUGUUUUGGCCACCGCCAAAACAUGAAGAACUUUUACCUCCGGAGCCUAUUCAAGAUAUGAUUUAUAAAUUCGAGGGAACUUAUACAAUGCACAAGCAGCGAAGGAAAUUAGAGUGGUUUCCUAAUCUUGGAACCGUUGAUUUGGAAAUCGAAUUAGAAGAUAGGACACUAGAAUUCACGGUAUCACCAAUAUAUGCAACAAUAAUCUAUCAUUUCCAAUCGCAAGAGGUUUGGUGGCUUGAUGCACUCGCUGAUAAAAUGCACAUGGAUCCCGCAAAGUUGCGAAAGAAGAUGCCAUUUUGGGCUGAUCAUGGCGUGCUAAAAAUGAUCGAACCUGAUAAAUGGAAGUUAAUUGAGAAUUCAGGAUAA